Molecule: messenger RNA, 309 nt
Organism: Purpureocillium takamizusanense
Lineage: Eukaryota; Fungi; Ascomycota; Sordariomycetes; Hypocreales; Ophiocordycipitaceae
Product: uracil permease
Exons: 2
Coding region: 1-309 (102 amino acids)
Biological process (GO): transmembrane transport; nucleobase transport
Cellular component (GO): plasma membrane
Molecular function (GO): nucleobase transmembrane transporter activity
Source: RefSeq, a predicted model, not a curated record
AUGGCUUGCAUUUGGUAUGGCGUACAGGCUUACAUUGGUGGCCACUGCGUAUACAUCAUGAUCAGAGCUAUAUGGAAGUCUUGGGACCGUGAAAAGACGCCAGGCCCCUUCGAUCCCAAGGCAACCAGCGUUCCCGAGUAUGCUUCUUUUUUUCUUUUCUGGCUCAGUUCUCUGCCCGCGAUCUGGUUCCCCGUCCACAAGAUCCGGCACCUAUUCACAGUCAAGGCAUUCUUCGUCCCCCCGGCCGCCAUUGGAUUCAUGGUAUGGUGUAUCGUACGUGCCGGUGGUGUUGGCGAGAUCUUCAAGUAG